Molecule: messenger RNA, 4392 nt
Organism: Lineus longissimus
Lineage: Eukaryota; Metazoa; Nemertea; Pilidiophora; Heteronemertea; Lineidae
Product: nitric oxide synthase, salivary gland-like
Exons: 25
Coding region: 66-3860 (1264 amino acids)
Biological process (GO): nitric oxide biosynthetic process
Molecular function (GO): flavin adenine dinucleotide binding; NADP binding; calmodulin binding
Source: RefSeq, a predicted model, not a curated record
GACAGGCAAAAGUGGGUAACGAUUUUGAUAUUUAUUCAGGCGAAGUUGCCUCGCCCUACACCACCAUGACGAGCGUAGCCCCUGAUCCUGGCCUCAGGAAUGGUCGGGCAAAUGGACAUGGCAACGCCACAAACGGCGAAACAAAUGGGCCUGCCGAAGAAAAUACGGUCAACAUUAUCAACAAGAAUGGGAAGGUAAAGGUUAUAGUUCACGGGGAUAUCGAGGUGAAGUAUGGAGACCAGGCUACCCAACAUCAACAAAUCAGGGUCGAACCUCCUCCCGUCACGGUAAACGGAUGUCCCUUCUUGAACCCGAGGGGAGGCGAACAGAAGGUGAUCCGGACAAGGAACUAUGCCACUGGCGAGGAAACUGUGGACACCCUGCACAAGAAGAUUAUGGAGCCCACGCAAUGUACGGCCAAGCGGUGCAUGGGUUCAAUCAUGGGGAUCCAAAGAAUGACCAAGCCAGGUGAAGUGAAGUCAAAGGAAGAUGUGAUAAGCCAGGCUACUGAUUUCAUUGAACAAUUCUACGCAUCACUGAACAGGAGUGGCUCCCCUGUCCACACGAAGAGAUUGGGAGAUGUUCUAGCAUCAAUAGAAUCUACCGGUACAUACGACUUAACCCACAAUGAGUUGGUGUUCGGGGCUAGGACUGCUUGGAGGAACGCAGCAAGGUGCAUUGGAAGAAUCCAGUGGUCAAAACUACAGCUUUUCGAUGCGAGAAAUGUCCGAACUACAGCUGGGAUGUUCGAGGCUAUAUGCAACCAUAUCAAAUAUGCAACAAAUAAAGGAAUGCUGAGAUCAGCCAUCACGGUCUUUCCCCCAAGAUCGUCGCCUGGUCGUGAUUACAGGGUGUGGAAUGCGCAGUUUAUCGGGUACGCUGGGUAUAGGCAGGAGGAUGGCACAGUCGUUGGCGACAAGGCUGGCGUGGAGUUCACAGAGGUUUGCCAGCGGCUUGGUUGGAAGGGCAGGGGAGGCAUGUGGGACAUUCUCCCGCUAGUUCUGCAGGCCAACGGUGGAGAGCCAGACCUGUUUGAGAUCCCACUUGAUCUUGUAUUGGAAGUAAAUCUCAGUCAUCCCAAGUACCCCUGGUUCGAAGAGAUGGGAUUGAAGUGGUUUGCCGUCCCUGGUGUAUCGGGCAUGCUCUUGGACUGUGGUGGCCUCGAUUUCUCUGCCUGCCCCUUCAGCGGCUGGUACAUGGGGACUGAGAUUGGUGCCAGGGAUCUAUGCGACCCCCAAAGAUACAAUUUGUGUGAGACGAUUGCCAAUAAGAUGGGCUUGAACACCAAGAAUCUGAGUUCAUUGUGGAAAGACAAGGCCCUCGUCGAAUGCAAUAUCGCUGUUUUGCAUAGUUUCCAGCUCGCCAAAGUCACAAUCACGGAUCACCACUCGGCAGCGGAGUCAUUCAUGCAGCAUCUACAGAAUGAGCAAAAGCUUCGAGGUGGCUGUCCAGCUGAUUGGGUGUGGGUCGUGCCACCGAUCAGCGGCAGCAUAACGCCAGUCUUCCAUCAGGAGAUGGUCAGCUAUCAUCUGAAACCGUCCUAUGAUUAUCAGCCGAAUGCCUGGGAGACACACGUAUGGAAGGACGACACUUCGGAUGGUGCCGCCUUGCCAGGAACGAGGAGGAAGAAGAAGAUCCGUUUCAGGGAUGUUGCCCGGGCCAUGUCUCUGACGGCAAAGAUGAUGGGCCAGGCUCUGAAGACCCGUGUGAGGUGCACUAUUCUCUUCUCUACGGAGACAGGACGCUCGGAGAGAUUCGCCAACCGCGUCCGUGAUCUGUUCAAGCAUUCCUUUGACGCUCGGGUGAUGUGCAUGUCGGAAUUCGAUGCCGAACUGCUUCGAGAUGAAUCCAUGGUUCUUGUUGUGACCAGCACUUUUGGCAAUGGAGAACCACCGGGCAACGGAGUGGACUUCUCCAAGCAGUUGCACCGUUUAACUACUAUUGACAACAAGAAAAGAGCACUACCCUCGAGAGGAGAGUCGAUGAGGGAGAGCUAUACCAAGCGCAUGAAGAAGAGAGCUCAUCGUCAUGUGACUGGUGAUGUCGACCCGGACUCGGGGGCUGUGAAAGAGCUUGCAAAUUUAAGAUACUCCGUAUUUGCGCUCGGUUCUACUGCGUAUCCGAACUUCUGCGCCUUCGGACAUUACGUGAAUAACGUUCUGAAUGAGCUUGGCGGUGAGAAGCUCCUGGAUAUCGCCGAGGGAGAUGAGCUUUGCGGCCAAGAUGAUGCCUUCCUCAACUGGGUCCGAGGUACUUACAAGGCUGCCUGUGACGCCUUCUGUAUCACUACCACACAUGAUUCAUCAAAGAUCCUGGCCAAGACUGAUGACACGUGGAGGAUUGGGAAAUACCGCCUCCAACAGAAGACAGAGAAGACAGAGAAGAAGGAAGAUGACAUAUGUGAUGGCUGGAGUAAGAUACAUGGCAGGGCAGUCUACCCAUGUACACUCGUUGCAAGGCAACAGCUCCAGUCUAAGGAUUCUAGCCGAAAGACAAUUCUUGUGCGCCUGUCGACUGCUUGCAGCGAACAGGAGCUUUCCUAUCUGCCUGGCGACCACGUCAAGAUCUUCCCUACCAAUGAGAAAUGCUCUGUCGAUGCUUUACUUGCCAAGGUUAACAACGGGCCUCCUGCCGACCAUAUCAUUGAGGUCGAAGUUGCCUCUGAAGGAGCGGGAGGAGCCAUGCCGUUUGGUGGCGCAAGAACCUUUACAAAAAGUGACCGACUUCCAGCGUGUACGUUCCGGACAGCUCUCAGUCGCUACCUUGACAUUUCAACGCCUCCUACCCCGGAUCUUGUCAAGCUUUUUGCCACUCUGGCCACAGCAGACAACGACAAGGAAAGACUCGAAACACUAGCAUCGAAUCUCAAAGCCUACGAAGAAUGGAAAUAUGAAAAGUGGCCCAACAUGGUAGAGUUUCUGGAGGAAUUUCCCUCAGUGAAGUUACCCCCGACACUUGUCCUGACGCAGUUCCCCCUCAUGCAGCCAAGAGCUUAUAGCAUAAGCUCGUCUUUGGAAGCAUACCCGAAAGAAUGCCAUGCUACCAUUGCUGUUGUCGAGUUCAACACUGGAAAAGACAACAACAUGCACCGUGGCGUUUGCUCAAAUUGGCUCAAUGGACUCAAAGAGGGCGAAAUAGUGCCAUGUUACACAAAGUCUGCGCCAUCAUUCCAUUUACCAGACGACCCCCUCAGCCCGAUCAUCAUGGUAGGCCCUGGUACUGGCGUGGCUCCCUUCAGAGGUUUCUGGCAGCAUAUCUCCAAGUCCAGGAAGAGUGGCGAAGACUGCGGCGAUGGCAUCCUUUACUUCGGUUGUCGGCAAGAUAAGGUAGACAACAUCUACAGGGAUGAGAUAGCAAACCUCAUCAAGAAUGGUCACCUAAAGCAAGCUCACAUUGCCCUGUCCAGGGAGCCAGACAAGCCAAAGACCUACGUCCAAGAUCUACUUGAAAAGACUGGUGAAGACGUAUACGAACUACUCAACGAGAAACGUGGCCAUUUCUACGUAUGUGGUGACGUUGCCAUGGCAGCCAAUGUGAUGAAAACACUUGAAGACAUUGUGGUGAAAGAAGGCAACAUGGACAGGAAUGAAGCGCAGAGUUUUAUCAACAAUCUAAAGGAACUUGGACGACUCCACGAGGAUAUCUUCGGCGUGACCUUGAAGACAACAGAGGUCAAUGAGAGGCUUCGGAAAAAAGCUAUGUCGGCAUGGCAUCACCUAAAGGCAGCCACGAUGCUGCGAGCUGCCCUGAAGGAUGAUUCGCCAAAGCUCAUCAGAAAAUUGGUGCCAUCUUCAUCACAAGGGGAGGUCCCUAAACCGCCCAAGCAACAUUCAGCUCUCUCGAAAGUGGUAGAGAAGUAGGAUGCGAGAAUGAUUUGACAGCAUCGUGGAGGUGUUUGCCCCCGAAGUGGCACAGAUGAGAGCCAUUCGUCGCACUAUCGGGUGGAACAAGCUAAUGGCAGACCUGAAUCGCCAAAGAAGCCACAAGCUACUGCUAAAGAUACAUGGGGCUGACUUCCCUAGAUGGCUCAGAGUUUCCUCCAUGACCUUUAAUGUCGUUCGAAAUUUUAAUUCGAACUUUCGUGAGGAUUGUAAAUCACCCGAGAAGAAGUCUGUAGAUGUCCACAGUCAUUUUAAGAUUGAGCAUGACGGUCAUCCAUUGAUACCUUCAUGACGGGAUAUAAAGCCAACUCAACUUUUUGUUUCUUGUGGAUUCGCACAAAUCAUUUUGUUAACUUGUCAUCACUUUAAUUUAGUUGCCCAUUUGUUAUUUGAUAAUCAAGUUAAAAUGGUGAGUACCGGAAAUUUAUCGUUCUUCCACACUUUCAUACGAAAACAAAGCAGCAUUCUCCUUCUUUUGCAUCUAACCCCACUAUCCAGAAAAACAAAUUAU